Molecule: messenger RNA, 4461 nt
Organism: Clarias gariepinus (North African catfish)
Lineage: Eukaryota; Metazoa; Chordata; Actinopteri; Siluriformes; Clariidae
Gene: cast
Product: calpastatin
Exons: 34
Coding region: 199-3201 (1000 amino acids)
Cellular component (GO): cytoplasm
Molecular function (GO): calcium-dependent cysteine-type endopeptidase inhibitor activity
Source: RefSeq, a predicted model, not a curated record
UGGGGGGGGACUGUAAGAAAAAAAGGCAAAGACAAAAAGGAAGCCUUAGUUUAAAACAAAAAGUUAAGUGCACAGCAACGGGAGUGGCGCAAGUGGAAUGUGAGGGCUGAACAAAAGUCUACUUCAGCUCUAGUCUGGGAGAUUAAAAGCACACCUCCUUCUCCUUCUCCAUCUCCGUCUGUGGUGUCGGUCGACUUCAUGGCAUACGCUGCUUACUGGAUUUUCUGUUCUCAAUCUAAACCUUCCGCUUCCACCCCAUCGGUGUCGGCCUCCACCGUGAAACCUGCACAACAUGAGAAAGGGGCUGCAUCGUCAUCCACUGCAGGUGUGGCUGCAAAGCCGGCAACCACCACAGCACCUGCAGCCAAGACUACUUCCAGUGUUCUGUCUACGUCCACUGCGUCUCCUGCAGCUGCAAUCUCAGUGACCAAUAUAGGGGCUACCACAGGACCUAAAGCCAGUGGAGGAGUAACCACCACUACUGGAUCUCCAAAAUCAACCAUCACUAAAGAAUCACCUAAAGUCGCGGCGCAGGCCCCACCUGUGUCUCCUGCCAAAGCUCCACCUGUGAGCGCUGGAACAACCGGUGCAGUAGGUGGUGCAGGAAAAACUCCUAUAGAAGUGCCAAAGCCCAAAGAGACUCCUAAAGUCCAGGACCCUAAGGUGCCAUCUAAGGUGACCUCCACAGUAACAAAGCCCACUGCCACCACUGUCCUUUCUGCAACUGCAAAAGAAGCCAAGGUGAAGUCAGAGGCUUCUGCGAAAGCCAGCACUCCGGCACCCGAUAUAGAUCCAUUUGAUGCCUUGGCUGGCAGCUUGCCACCUGCAGAGCCUCCUAAACCUACUCAGUUUACUGGUCCUGAGGUCAAAGAGCGUGACGUAACCGCAGACGUAGCUCAGCGCUGUGGAGAGAGAGAUGACACACUGCCACCUGGAUACAGACAGAAGGACAUGGAAAAGAAAACACCUUCUGUACAACCAGAGAAGCCAAAGCAAGUCUCAAAGCCCAUAACAUCGGACGAGGCUUUGGAAUCUCUGUCUUCUGGAUUCACAUCUUCUCCACCUCCUGCUGCAUCUAAACCAGAAGUGAAACAUGAAACUGUGGCUGCUGCUGCUACCCACAAGAGCUUCUCCCCUGCUCCACCCGUCCAGAAAGCACAAGCCGCCUCCGUACCUGCGAAUCUGUCCCCUGCUCCUCCUGCUGACAAGAAACCAAGGGUAGAGAAGGUAACGGUUUCUCCAGAUAAGGCGAAGCAAGAUCCCAAGGCAGAUCCCAUGUCUCUGGACGCUCUCGAUGCUCUAGCCGAAACUUUACCUGAAGAUAAACCGGCUCCCGAACCCCCAAAACUCAAACCUGAGCAAAUUGUUGAUGAGAAAAAGCAGAAGUCAGAGAAAGGUGUGCGUGUGGGUGAGAGAGAAGACUCAAUUCCACCCGAGUACAGGUUCAAGGAGGACAAAAACGCCAAGCCGAUACCUCCUUCACCAAAAGAGCCACCGAUGGGCUCGGCUGAUGCUCUGGAUUUCCUGUCUGGAGAUUUCACUGACGCCAGUGCGGCUCCUGCUGUUCACAGCGCUGCUGCUCCUCCUAAAGCCCAAGCCAAGCAGCCCAAGGUGGAGGAUAUCGCAGCUCUUGAGGCUCUAGAAAGUGAUUUUGUGGCUCCUGCUCAUGCCAAAAAGGUCUGUUCUGGAGCUCCUCCUGUCCCAACACCAGCCACUAAAAGCACCUCUGACCAGGGAGACAUGUCUCUGGAUGCUCUUGAUGCUCUUGGAGACACGCUUCCGGAAGCGAAACCCGUUCCCGAGUCCCCAAAACUCAGACCUGAGGACAUGAUUUCUGAGCCUAAACUAAAAUCAGAGAAAGGUGUGCGUGUGGGUGAGAGAGACGACACACUCCCUCCAGAUUACAGAUUCCCCAAAGACGACCCCAAAUCACAGCCUCCGCCUCCAAAGAAAGAGCCUUCACUGGACACGAACGAGGCUCUGGAUCUCCUUUCCGAAGGUUUCGACAGCUCGUCCACAGCGCCUCAAGUCCAGAGCCAAAUCCCUCCCUCGGCACCGCCGGCAACCAGCUCAUCAGACUUUGCACUUGAUGCACUAAGCGAUGACUUUGUUUCUGUCUCAAGCGCAUCUAAAGUCUGUUCUUCCACACCAGCUCCUCCUACAACUGACAGCCAGGGAGACAUGUCUCUGGAUGCUCUUGAUGCUCUUGGAGACACACUUCCGGAAGCGAAACCCGUUCCCGAGUCCCCAAAACUCAGACCUGAGGACAUGAUUUCUGAGCCUAAACUAAAAUCAGAGAAAGGUGUGCGUGUGGGUGAGAGAGACGACACACUCCCUCCAGAUUACAGAUUCCCCAAAGACGACCCCAAAUCACAGCCUCCGCCUCCAAAGAAAGAGCCUUCACUGGACACGAACGAGGCUCUGGAUCUCCUUUCCGAAGGUUUCGACAGCUCGUCCACAGCGCCUCAAGUCCAGAGCCAAAUCCCUCCCUCGGCACCGCCGGCAACCAGCUCAGGAGACUUUGAUCUCGGGCAGCUUGAGGAUGACUUGACUCCUUCAAGUGCAUCCAAAGUCUGUUCAGCUGCUUCAGCUCCCACCGCAAUAGACAGACAGAUGUCCGAUGGUGCCACCUCAGCCAUGGACGCGCUCUCAGAGACUCUCGACGACAUCCGUCCAGCACCUGCGCCGGCACCGGUUCUUCCUAAAAAUAUCGUUAAGGAGAAGGAGGUGAAGGAGGAGCGUGUGCAUAAGGCCGGUGAAAGAGACGACUCUCUUCCUCCUGAGUAUCGACCCACAGAGGCAGAUAUAAAGGCUGCAGCAAAAGCCAAAGCAGCGGUGGCAGUUAAGAAGCCGUCAAUCGAUGAUUCCCAAGCCCUUGACAUUCUGUCCAGUGACUUUGACUCUAAAGUGCCCGUGACUCAACCCGCGGCUCAGUGUCAGGCUUCUGCUGCUGCCUCUGUUAAGACAUCCUCCAGCCAGAAGGAGUCCGGUGUAGUACUGGACAAACUGGCGGACAGCCUGCUACCAGAAAAUUUCCCGGCCACGAAACAAAGUGACAGCAAACCAAAGGGUAAAGGUAGAAAAUCAAAAUCUGCAUCAAAGAAACCCGCAGUAGCCGACGCCCCAGCCGCGGAAACCCUCCCUGCCAAGCCGAGCAAAGACGUGUCCUCAACUUCUGUAAAGAAAGGCGGGAAGAGCUAGAUCUCGCACAUUAGUUGCUGCCAACAUGAAGCGAUAAACAGACGCCAAUCCAAGAAGCUGCUCGAACGUAUUAUAUGUUGUAAUGGUAGAAAGGUGUACAGAAGUUUUUUUGCCACAGAAAAAAAACACAUUCAGCUUUCAAAAACACCCGCACAAAUUGUUCACGUGUGCAAAAAUCAGAGCGCUGAUCUGGGAUCAGUGCAUGCAGUGCAUUAAACUACUCCUCAGAUCAGUAUAAAUACCCGGUGCAGGACUGAUUUCCAUUUGAAGCAUAAAUAAUAAUAAUAAUAAUAAUAAUAAUAAUUACAAUUUCUCAUGAUAGAAGGAGUCUAAUGUGCCUUAUAUACAUGAUGUUCUGCUAUAGUUCAACAUCUCUUCAAGAAAUGGAUUAGGAAUGGUGUAAUGCAUGAUUUCUUAAAUUUUUUUUUAUUAUUUGGGGGAAUUAUCUUUAUAGUAAUAAGCAUAAUAUUGCCACUUACAGACACUAGUGUACAGCACUUCCACUUCGGUUUACUUUUACAUCUAGUUUACAGUAUAGAGUCUAGAGUAUGGAUAAAGGAUAACAGAUAACGGAUGAUACUUGUUGUACUUUAUUAUUUUGGAUAGAAUUUGUGCAAAAGGGCUUUUGUACGUACAUGUCUUUAGCAGGGUUGUGUGUCUUUUUUUGUUUGUUUGUUUUUAUUUCUUUUUUUUCCCUUGCGAGAAAAAAAACAAACUGGCCUUUUAAAAGCAGGAGAUCUGAAAGAACUUACUGGCAAGCCUUACAAGCCAAAGAACAUCCUUUAAGUACGCACCGAGGAAGCUGUUCUGUGGUUUGAGCGCAUGAUUCAUAUGUAACACCACCUGAACUCGUCCUGUACACGCACUGUUGUCAUGUCGAUCACAGCUUGAGUAGGAUGUGGCAGACCAAGUAUGAAUCUUUGUUUCGUUUUCAUCUUAACACCGCUUGGUUAGACAGCUGCACUAGCAUGUGCUUUUGGUUUUUCCGUUUUUUUUUUCACUUGUCCAUUAAGGCACCUUAUUUUGCGAACCUGACUUUCAGUCAUUUAGUCGGGAUAAGUCUUCCAUAGUCAUACGAUAUUGUUUUAGUCCUUUUAGUUUUCUUCCUGUCGUGGUGAUAUCACUUAAAAAUACUGUGCCUUUCUGCUGACGUGCAAUCUUAUUUUAACCCAGGGACAGAGAUAUGGAGGAGGGAUUUAUUAUUUUUGUUUUUGUUUUUUUUGUGGUUAAAUAAAUAAUAAUAAAAAAAAAGUUAAAACU